UUGCUCCAUUAAGAUCCAGAUGUUGAUAUUUGGCAUUUAAUUUGUCCUAAUUCUCAACAAAGUAUGGCAUUAAAUAUUUAAUAUUUCUUUCAUGCGAGACGACCAGUUGUCAAGGGAGAAUCUCUUUAUUAUUUAAGUAACCACUUUUGGCUUCAUUCAUGAAUCAGAAUUGGGAGGUUCUGGCUUCUGUCUCUGAUAUUUUCGACCGUUAAUCGAAAAUUUCUGCUUUAUUUAUAAACCCAGGGUACGCUCCACAUGAUGUCCAUCUUCAACAACCCAAUCCAAUUCAAUUUAAUUUUCUGAAAAACAGCCAAAUUAUAGACUUUGCCCCCAACCCUGAGACUCCACCCCCACCCAACAAAACUUACCCAAAUAGACUUUGCCGAGUUCCACAAGUUUAAUUAAACUUGUGAUUAUUAAUUGUAUAAAGAAAGAACAAUUUAAAAAUUUUGGGUGGGGGCGGCAGAUGCAAAUGGAGGACACUUUGGUGAAGAGGGAAAAGCCCAAUUGAAAGGAAUUAAGUGAUUUUCAAUUAAUCAUUUUUUUUCCCACGGCAUUGGAGCAUGCGAAAUCUUCGGCCUUUAACACGUGGUGAAAAGUGAUUGGAAAUCGUAUUUAAAACUAUAUAUGUCUUCAAUGUCAAUCUCUCAGUUUUAUCAGUAGUCAGAGUCCUGAGUGAAAGCAGGAAAGAGAGCAAGACAAAAGAGGAACGCUCCCUCUCGUUUUCUCUCAACCUGACAACCAAUAAGUCUUUUUCUGGGUAGCCUUCUUCUAACUCUUUACCUUCUAUAUGCAUCUAUUUGCAGCAACCCUUCUUCUUUGAUCUUUGAGUAGCAGCAUAGAAAGGGUUCUCUUUUCUCUUUCUCUUUCCUUUUUGGUUUAGUGAACUUGGAAGUUAAAACUCUGUCCAGUAAUGGAAGUCAGUUUACAGUGAGGUCUCUCCCAUAUUAAAAGUGAUUGUAUUUUAUUGGUGGGAAUAAGACUUUAACAAUCCAAACCGAAUUCUUUAAAGAGGAGACGAGAGAGAUGGUGGAAAUGAUGAACAAGAUGGAAACAUCACGGUGGUGGUGGUUUGAUAGUCAUCACAACGGCUCAAAGCGCUCUCCAUGGCUUCAAUCCACUCUUUCUGAGCUGGACAAGAAGACAAAGGAAAUGCUAAAGCUGAUCGAGGAAGAUGCAGAUUCCUUUGCUCAACGUGCAGAAAUGUAUUACAAGAAACGGCCUGAGCUGAUUAGCUUGAUUGGAGAUUUCUACCGAGCCCACCGAUCACUAGCUGAGCGAUAUGAUCAAGUUAAGUCAGACCCUCGAACUCGCCUCGUUACAACAUUGGGAUCCCCUUUUUCUUCCAUGAAGUACCGCUCAGAGAAGACAAUAAAUGUGACUGAAAAAACCUAUGAUAGCUGCUCCGAGACUUUUGAUUCUGAAGACUAUGCUGAAUCUGAAGUUGAGGACCCUGAACAUGAAGUUGAACCUGAGGAAGAAGUUGAGGAUCCUGAGCCGGAAGACAAAUACGAAUUAGAUAUAGUAAUAAAAGGAGAUGUUGACAAGGAAGAUGGACCCCUACUUGACAAAGAAGUAACAGAAAAAGUUUCAAGUGAGGUUGAGGUCUGUGAUGAUGAAGUGAUGAAGUUAAAGGAAGAAGUAGAGAAACUUAAGGAAGAGAACAACAUUCAGAAGGUUCAAUUAAUGCAAAAAGAUGAAGAGAAGAGAGAGGUGAUCAGACAACUGAGUUUGGCUGUCCAAGUGCUCAAGGAUGAGAAUAUGGAGCUCAAGAAGAGUGUUGUAAAUGAAUCCUCAAGGAAAUGGAGUCCCGUUGAAUUCGGCAAAUUAAAGGGAGGACUUUGGGGGAUGUUAUUUAACGGAUCUCAGAAGUCUCGUGCUAGUAUUGUUGCUUUGUGGUUUUAGUUAGGUUACAUAACAUUCAGGCAACUAGUAGCGUCUAUAUACACAGCAUUUCAGAUUAGAAGUAGUUGUUGUACAUGGAAGGAUGUGGGGGAAUCCUCCCCUUUGAACUCAACUUAGUUAAUAUGUGUUUGAGAAAGUGAUCUGUUUUUGCUAUUCGUUUGUUCGAAUUUUAUUCUUCUUUUCCUUGACCUGACAAAAGUUCAACUUAAUGUAGUCUUUUUGCUAAUUAUAUAAGCACUUUGUACCAAAACAGAGCUCCUAUUGGUGA
Durio zibethinus is the source of this 2173-nucleotide messenger RNA. The record is from RefSeq and is a predicted model, not a curated record. NCBI's taxonomy places the organism in Eukaryota, Viridiplantae, Streptophyta, Magnoliopsida, Malvales, Malvaceae.